AGUAAAACAGGAUCCAUUUAGUGACAAGAGCAGAAAAUUACACGACGAGAGAAACAGAGAGAAAGUUUGACAGUUUUUGUUCCACUGAAUCGUCUGAAACAAUCAAUAAAUUCAUUGUGAAGUAUUUUGUAGGUGAUAUUCUAGUCAGUAAAGAGGAACAUCAACAGUUCUUGACAGGUGUUCAGUGGACUGUUCAGAUGAUGUCAUGGACUCCACAAAGGAUCUCAGUGGACAGACAGACACAGGGAAGGUCAAGAGGAUACACAAACCCUGCCAAAGUGCUGCGGGGAAUCAGGAUGAUGAGGCCCAUUCAUCAGCGAAGCGUCAAUCGGUGAGACGGUGUGAUGUUCACGAGGACACUGUAGGGGAGCCGAAAGUUUUACGGCGAAAAGUCCUUCAGCUGGCUCGUGCAUAUCAACGGCAAUGUGUCAUUCAUGAAGAAUCUCCUGAAUCCAUCUGUGUGUCCAUGAAGAGUGACCGGUCAAUGGAUCAUCCACAUAAAUUCAGUUCAGGAGCCCCUUGUGCUGAUGUGAGUGUCAUUCAUGGAGAAUCUCCUGAACCCAGCUGUGUGUCCAUGAAGAGUGACGAGUCAAUGCGUCAACCACUUACCUUCAGUUCAGGAGAGUCUUUGAUCAACUACAGAAACAAACAGGAUCAAUCAGAGUCAACUGCUGGGAAAGUGCCAUUGGACUCCAUUUUUGAGGAACUUGAGCACAAAAUCAUCUCUCUGAUGAAGAAAGAGCUGAAGAGUAUCAAGAGACUACUGAUCUCAGAUUCCCCAGCAUGCUCUGAGAGAGGAGGAGGGAUGAUGAAGGUCAGAUCAGAGUCAGAGAGGGGUUUCUGAAGAUCACACUGCACGUCCUGAAGAAGAUGAAGCUGACAGACCUCAGCUAACACACUUCAAACCAAACUGAUUUCUGUGCAUCAACAAAAACUCAAAACAAAACUAAAAGAGAAAUUCCAGAGAAUUACUGAAGGAAUGUCAAAUCAAAGCAGCUCAACACUUGUGAAUGAGAUCUACACAGAGCUGUACAUCACAGAGGGAGGG
This is a messenger RNA of Xyrauchen texanus (razorback sucker), 1048 nucleotides long. RefSeq lists its product as uncharacterized. The record is from RefSeq and is a predicted model, not a curated record. The transcript is spliced from 7 exons. Lineage: Eukaryota; Metazoa; Chordata; Actinopteri; Cypriniformes; Catostomidae. Bases 206 to 844 code for a protein of 212 amino acids.